Molecule: messenger RNA, 1149 nt
Organism: Entamoeba invadens IP1
Lineage: Eukaryota; Evosea; Mastigamoebida; Endamoebidae
Exons: 1
Coding region: 1-1149 (382 amino acids)
Source: RefSeq, a predicted model, not a curated record
AUGUCAACAGCGAGUGAAGAGUAUAUAACAGACACCGAGUGGUUUAAGUACACUUGUGGUGUUUAUGAAGAGGAAUUUCGAAAGGAAAAAUCUCUCCAUAUUCAAGAAAAUGGUAACAGUGCAUUUAACACACCAAUGUAUUCAAUUAUUAACACUGAAACAACUUCAGUGAUAUCUUCUGGAAGUUUUGAACUCAUUUCGAUUUCCAAUUUAAAGUUCCAAACAUCGAAAAAAACACUUUCAAUAACUCCGUGUGUCUUUGAAAUAUUAAUUCGCGAAGAUUUGGCUUCCAGAAGUCAAGUCGACGUCUGUUACCUUCAAGCAGAUCCACAAUACAACAACGCUGUGUUUCAAGUCGCUUCAAAUUUUAAUGCAGUGGAGGCAGUCAACGAGGCAAGUCCCCCAGACUUAAAAAAUUUCACAACGGAAUACAUCUAUGACCACACACAAGGCCCCUCCGCAUCACUUGGUGCACCCGCUUCUGCCAUAUUUAGAGUGCACUUCCCUUUCUAUGACCCAACAACAAACGAUAGAACGUGGGGGCAAACCAAAGAGAAGCAACUUGAGAUGUUAGGUGACUUAGAUCAUCUCUUUCACGUCGAAAAUGGGUAUCCGCACUUAUCACUCCCUUUAGACAUCACAACUUUUGAUGAUGGAAAAAUCAAAGUUGGCGUCCAAACAGACGCCGAAGUCGCCUUUGUCUGGGAAGUUCGGAAGAUGCGAGUCGUUCCCAAGAACAAGCGGAAUUUGAUUGAUCAAGUCUUUUGUGCUGGAAUUAAUGUAAGACAAGGAGGUGGGGCUCUCAAUUGGCCUGUAAUAGAGCAGUACCCGAUUUUAAUGUGUUCCAUUCUCAAAGCCGACUAUGAGGGAACUUAUUUGACUGCCAUUCGUAACCAACGAAAGACCAUAGUCCUUACAUUAAUAGGUAAUGGUGUCUUUGGCAAUCCAAUUCAACAAGUGUGUGACGCUAUAGUUCAAACACAUUUAAAAUAUGGUGUUAAAAACAAUGGAAAAGUUCAAAGGGUUGUCUUGCCAGUUUUCAAAGUUGGUGGUGAUGAUGUUGUAAAGUGUUUGGUGCCAAUGCUUGAGGCUCAUGGAAUUAAAUAUGUGAUCAAACGCUUUAGAGGAAACACUUUAGUAACUGAGUAA